Molecule: messenger RNA, 925 nt
Organism: Bicyclus anynana (squinting bush brown)
Lineage: Eukaryota; Metazoa; Arthropoda; Insecta; Lepidoptera; Nymphalidae
Product: probable salivary secreted peptide
Exons: 2
Coding region: 72-404 (110 amino acids)
Source: RefSeq, a predicted model, not a curated record
AGCUAAGUAUUCAAUACAUCAGUCCAACGCCACACGUCUAAGAGUUUGCUCGUUCAACAAUCUCUGAUACAAUGAAGUCUGUUUACAUUUUGUUAGUAGUUCUCGCGUCGUGUAUGUACGUCGGUUACUGUAAGGACCUCAUCGUGGGAACAAGUUUUAACAACAGAUUGAUAUGGCAACAGAAAGCCGAGUACAACAGCAUCCCGUUAAAGAAGAGGGUCAAGGAGGUCUUUUUCUCUGAUCCCGGACAACAGAUUAUCAAGGGUGUGAUUGCGAGGGACCUCGAUCAUACGGACGCCCUAGCGUCAAUCACCGCCGGCGGCAUCGGCCUACCCUAUGUCAACAUCAAACUGAAGAGCGAGAGAGGAUCUGGCUUGAACUACCAAUUAGAAGUCUACGUCUAGCCGAAAACUUCGAUAAAACGGAGUGAUUACUAACCGUCUUAUGCAAUAGAUACCGUUUAAAAUCAAUAGGUCACUCUUAUAUUAUGUCUUUAAUUUUUAAGUUACAUGCUCACCUAUAAGUUUGCUUACAAUUAUACUUUCUCCUGAUAUUAAGAGCCCACUGCCUUCCACUGUCUACGUCACAAUGUUCGUUAGAUAGAAGUAAUUAUUACACUUUAAAUAUUUAUCAUUGACUUGAUUUACUUUGAUCUUCUGACUUCUACGAGAUAGUGGAAUGACAUACAAGUUUUUACAUAAAUUUUAAUUUUUAAGUCACAGACAAGAAUUUCCUUAAUAGAUGAUUAUUACACAUUAUUUAAGAAAUAUCUACUAUGAAAUAUUGUAAAUAUAAUAAGAUGUAAACCGUUUACAUAAAAAAAAAUGUUAUACCUAAUAUAAUGUUCAAACAUUAUAUCAGGUACAAAGAUAUUUCAGAUAAAUUAAGAAUCAUUACAAAAAUAAUAAAUGAUUUACAAAAAAUU